UAUGAUAAAAAUCAAGGAAAUUAUCAAGGAUGGCAUGUACAAGGAAAUCCUAAUAGUUUUGUAAAUGCAUUCUUAAACUAUUUUGCCAACAUCACCAUGAAAAAUAGAUGGAUGUCUGAGUUGGUAAUAAUUAAACAAAAUCCUGAACAAAGUGUAUCUAAUUAUGCUCAGAAGUUUAAGAUGUUAAUGCAGCGAGUUGAUACUACUAGAGAAUUUGGACAGCAUUAUAUUAUUAGUAAAUUCAUUAGAGGAUUGUCAUCUUAUUUAAUGACCAUGAUAGUUAGUCAUAGUCCUCAAAUAUUAGAUGCAGCUAUCACUAAAGCUAAAAAAAUCGAAGCUGGGUUUACUAUUACCCAACCAAUUCAACAACAGAUAAUG
Funneliformis geosporum is the source of this 378-nucleotide messenger RNA. NCBI's taxonomy places the organism in Eukaryota, Fungi, Glomeromycota, Glomeromycetes, Glomerales, Glomeraceae. The record is from the annotation of a GenBank genome assembly.